Triticum aestivum (bread wheat) is the source of this 1209-nucleotide messenger RNA. RefSeq names its product formin-like protein 5. The transcript is spliced from 2 exons. NCBI's taxonomy places the organism in Eukaryota, Viridiplantae, Streptophyta, Magnoliopsida, Poales, Poaceae. The coding region runs from base 19 to 996 and encodes 325 amino acids. The record is from RefSeq and is a predicted model, not a curated record.
CCAACCAGCGCAACAGAAAUGAACUGCGAGCAGACCCACCGCCUCCUCCUGCCCACCUUCUUCCCCACCACCACACCACCACCACCACCCGGCACCCCACCAACCCACUCCUCCGGCGCCCCACCGCCCCCCAUUCCCGCGACCUCCCACCACCCCCACCCCUCCGGCGCCCCAUCGCCCCCCAUUCCCGCGGCCCCGACUACCCCCACCCCUCCAGCGCGCCACCAUCCCCCACUCUCCCCGCGCGCCACCAUCCCCACUCCCCCCGGCGCGCCACCACCCAAACCCCUCCAACACGCCACCACCCCGCCCCCGCGCACCACCGACGACCGCCGCCCCACCCCAUCCAACUCUCCACCGCCCCCUCCCCUCGGCCCCGCGCUGACAGUCGACGGAUCCAACCCGCUGAGGUGCGGCGCUCCCCCACUGCCCCUACCUUCCUCUGCUUGCCACUGCUCUGGGUCACGGCCACCGCGUUCCACCACCACCAACACGGCAGCUGCGCGGCCCGCUCCCCAUGGAUCUACGCCCUCCUGCGCGUGGUGGCCGGAUGGGAGGGUCGGCGAGGUCCAGCGUGCCGGAGAUGGGAAAGGAGCGGCUCCACCGGCCUCCUAUCGAUCCCGCGACCUCCUCUGCCAUCAAACUCGCCGGCCCACGUCCCCCUCCUUCCCCAUAUUUCCUCUACUCGUAGGUCGACUCAGCUACAGAUUGCAGAGACACGCAGGACAGCCACCUCUCCCCAUCCCCGGAUCCGCUAGAUCCCGAACACCCGUGAAUGGUCGUGCCAUGGCUCCUCGUCACACUGAGAUUCAUGGGCACUUGCCGCGCCGCGCCUUGUCCUGCUGCUUUGUCCAAGGUGAGGACGGGCUCAAUCGCUGCCGAGAACCAGCCCCUCCUCACCGGUCGGCCGGUCUCCAAGUUGUGGAGGCGCGCGACGGCACUCUCUCUCUCUCCCUUUUGCAAUGCACGGCGGCAACAACGCCUCGUGCAGUUUAGAAAUUGCUUGUUUUCCUGCUUCUUUCUUUUCCUUCGGAUGCAGUUCGCCAUGGCCUCGCAUGCGGCCCGGUGUCACGGCCGUUUUAGUGUGCGCCCGCUCCAGGAGCACCCCUGUGCUUCGAUCCAUCCCUAAUGUUGUUCCUGAUGUACUUCACAUUUGUUUAGUUCGGUUCUUUUUGACUUGGGAAAGAAAAAUCUCCAAUGGGUGCGGUA